Messenger RNA from Penicillium brevicompactum, 1176 nucleotides. Its product is annotated as methionine aminopeptidase MAP1. The coding region runs from base 1 to 1176 and encodes 391 amino acids. Gene Ontology annotation, biological process: proteolysis. The transcript has 3 exons. Gene Ontology annotation, molecular function: metalloaminopeptidase activity. The record is from RefSeq and is a predicted model, not a curated record. Lineage: Eukaryota; Fungi; Ascomycota; Eurotiomycetes; Eurotiales; Aspergillaceae.
AUGGCUGAGGUUGGGAAUCGCAAAUGCCGGGGUGUGGACUGCCCUAACGACGCAGGCACCUUGCAAUGUCCGACUUGUCUGAAGAGUGGCACCGAUAGCUUCUUCUGUUCCCAAGACUGUUUCAAGCGCAGCUGGAACGAGCACAAGUCCAUUCACAAAAAGAGUAAUUUCCUCACCAACAUCUUCCCACCGAAGGUAGUUUCUGAACCAGAUCCAGAUACCGGUACCUUCAACCCAUACCCUUCGUUCCCUUACACCGGUUCUUUGAGGCCUGUCUACCCUCUGUCCGCCAAGCGAACGAUCCCCAAGUCGAUCCCCCACCCGGACUACGCCCGCGAUGGUAUUCCUCGCUCCGAGCAGAAGAUUAUUGGUCGCCAUAACAUCACCAUCCUCAACAAGGAGGAGCAAGAGGGCAUGCGCAAAGUUUGCCGCUUGGCUCGCGAGGUCUUGGAUGCUGCUGCUCGUGAAUUGAAGCCUGGUGUCACAACCGACUACAUCGAUGAGGUUGUCCACAAGGCGUGUAUAGAGCGUGAUUCGUACCCCUCGCCCUUGAACUACAUGAACUUCCCCAAGUCCGUCUGCACCUCCGUCAACGAGACCAUCUGCCACGGUAUCCCCGACCAGCGCCCUCUGAAGGAUGGUGAUAUCGUCAACAUCGAUGUCACUUUGUAUCACAAGGGAUUCCACGGUGAUAUCAACGAGACCUACUAUGUUGGAGACAAGGCGCUCGCGGACCCCGACGCGGUGCGCGUGGUUGAAACCGCACGUGAAUGUCUGGACCAGUCAAUCGACCUGGUCAAGCCCGGUAUGCUCUUCCGCGACCCUGGAAACACGAUCGAGAAGCACGCCAAGACUCGCAACUGCUCGGUCGUAAAGACGUAUUGUGGACACGGUAUCAACCAACUCUUCCACUGCGCGCCCAAUAUUCCUCACUACGCCAAGAACAAGGCCGUCGGCACUGCGAAGCCUGGAAUGUGCUUCACAAUUGAGCCUAUGAUUAACAUUGGUACACACCGUGACCGUACUUGGCCUGACGACUGGACCAGUACCACCCAGGACGGAUCUCUGUCUGCUCAGUUUGAGCACACAAUGCUCGUCACUGAGGAUGGUGUCGAGGUCUUGACUGCUCGCCUGCCAGACUCGCCUGGUGGCGCUGUGCCCAUGCCAUCGGCAUAA